AUGGCUGAAGAAGGACCGCGAGAAAGAACAUUAAGGGAGCUGGCUGCACCUGAUUUCACCUACGAAAGCUUGUGUAUCCAGUAUCCUGAGGAUGUACCAUGUGUACUCAAAACUGGACUAAUCCAUUUAUUGCCUAAGUUUGGUGGUCUUGCAGGUGAAGAUCCUCAUAUGCAUAUCAAGGAGUUUCGUACUGUCAUAUCCACCAUGAAGCCUCCUGAAGUUGACAAAGAUCAUAUCUGUUUGAAGGCUUUUCCUCAUUCCCUUCAGGGAACUGCAAAGACUUGGUUGUAUAACCUGCCUCCUUCAUCCAUUGCAAGCUGGGACGACCUGAAAAGAAAGUUUCUUGAGAAGUUCUUCCCUGCCUCUAAGACAACUUCAAUCAGAAAAGACAUCUCAGGAAUCAGGCAGCUACAUGGAGAGACUCUACAUGAAUACUGGGAAAGAUUCAAGACACUAUGUGUGAGCUGCCCCCAUCACCAGAUUUCCGAGCAGCUCCUAGUUCAGUAUUUCUAUGAGGGUUUGCUCAACAUGGAGAGACAUCUCAUUGAUGCUGCUUGUGGAGGUGCAUUGAAUGACAUGACUCCUACUGAAGCCAGGCAGUUGUUUGAGAAGAUGGCUGCUAAUUCUCAGCAGUUUCACACAAGGAGUAAUGAUGCUGUUAAAACUGUUAAUGAGAUUGGGACAGAUCCAAGGAUGGACAAGCUUGAGAAGAGGAUGGAAACCAUUGCCAGCUUGGUUACUCAAUUGGCCAUGAACCAGAAUAAACCUUCACAACAGGCAAAGGUUUGUGGCAUUUGCACUAAAGACCAUAAUACUGAUGUUUGUCCUUCUCUGCAGGAACCUAUAGAUGAGAAUCCUGAAGCAUAUGCUGCCAACAUUUUCAAUAAUCGACCUCAGCAAAAUUAUGAUCUGUCAUCUAACAGAUAUAACCCUGGCUGGAGAAAUCAUCCAAAUCUUAGAUGGUCUGAUCCGUCACAACCUGCCCAAGCACCGUUUCAGAAUAAUGCUAGACCAUAUGUUCCUCCUCCAAUGCAACAACAGGCUAACAACCCUGCUGCACCGCAAUCUAAAGAAUCUUCAUUGGAGGAUAUGUUGAAGCAGAUGACAGCCCAAAACAUGCAGUUCCAACAAGACACCAGAUCUUCUAUUCAGAAUCUGACCACCCAGAUAGGACAGAUGGCUACUUCAAUAAACCAGCUCCAGUCCCAGAAUUCUGAUAAGCUGCCCUCUCAGACGUUGUCAAUCCAAGAAACGUGA
This is a messenger RNA of Lotus japonicus, 1257 nucleotides long. RefSeq lists its product as uncharacterized. The transcript has a single exon. The coding region runs from base 1 to 1257 and encodes 418 amino acids. The record is from RefSeq and is a predicted model, not a curated record. Lineage: Eukaryota; Viridiplantae; Streptophyta; Magnoliopsida; Fabales; Fabaceae.